This is a messenger RNA of Pomacea canaliculata, 1559 nucleotides long. RefSeq lists its product as uncharacterized. The transcript has 10 exons. NCBI's taxonomy places the organism in Eukaryota, Metazoa, Mollusca, Gastropoda, Architaenioglossa, Ampullariidae. The record is from RefSeq and is a predicted model, not a curated record. The coding region runs from base 145 to 1227 and encodes 360 amino acids.
GUAUAUUUUCAACAAAACAAAGUGGCCAGCGGCAGCACACAACAGAUACUGGUCACCACACACUCCAUAUGCUAGACAGAACGGAGGCAGCUUCACCUUCAUUGUGGAGAGAGAGCGUCCAUCCCACAGGACCUGUCUUUCUGGAUGAAUCUUUUUGAGGAAGCGAAGACUUGGGGUCUGAUAUUGUACGAGCAGGACUGGCUGGACCGCGAGUUCACGGGAGUGCACGCGGCGCUGACCUCAGUGGACGUGGCCAGGACGUGGCUGAUGCAGAUGGGGGAGGCAGCGCGUGCCGUGGACCUGACCAUCCAGUACUGCAUGUCCUACCCCAGACACGCCCUGCAGACCCUGGAGAUCCCUGUUGUCACACAGGCCCGAGUGAGUGAGGAUUAUCGUGCAGGCGGCGAUCAGUGGAUUAUCGGUGUGUCCUCCAUCUUUGCACACGCUUUGGGAAUCGCGCCGUUUAAAGACACUUUCUGGACUGGCGAGAUUCAGCCUGGCAACACCUACAAUUUGUCGGAGACCCACGGUGAACUACAGGCAGCUGUAGCCACCCUGAGUACAGGGCCUGUGGGGCCGGGUGACAAGAUUAAUCACACACUAGUGUCUGUGCUCAUGCAGUGCUGUCGUGCUGACGGGAAAAUCCUACAGCCAGAUAAGCCCGCCACAGCCAUCGACAAGCAGAUCUGGGAGGCAGCGUGGUCGGGAAGUGGGCCUAUGGGCCAGGUGUGGACCACCUACUCCACGAUCGGAGCUUCGGAUACCUUCGGUAUCAUCCUAGCAGCGGCCAUGAGAAACAACUACAAGCUGACACCCUCGGACGCGGGGUUCGAUUUCUUCGAUCCCAAGGUGGUGAUGACCCGCAAUGCCAGUCACGGUGCUCCAGUGCUGUCUGCCUUCUCCAGUGCCUCACCUGUCAGUAUCAGCACUCAGUGUGGACGACAACACUUCUGUCUGUACUACACCAGCCCGCGCUACAGCCUGGGGGGGUCUGUCGAGGUCGUCAUCUACGGCGAAGAGGGCAAGUUCGUGCCCAUGUCACGUGACCGCGUGUUGGACAUCAACGUCCUGUCCGACAGCAUCGAGCUGGUGCUGGAGGGCGCCGUGGGCGAGGUCGUGACCUUUGGCUAUUUCUGGAACAACGUCUACUGCAAAGUGGUCGUCGUCAUCGGACCGGAAGGAAAAGCUGUCGCAAGACUGACGCGGGAUGGCUGUGCGGCACACUAGAACUUUGUUUCUGUUUACUUUUAUCUUGAGUCAUGUCGAGCCACUCUAUACAAUGAGAUACAGACUAUCAGGACGAAAGGAGCUCGGUGAUGCUGAUGUAGCAGCCCUCGCCCAGUCAGUCACUCGGUGGUCAGUAUGACCAGCUGCUCCUUUAUUAAGCAGACGACACAUGUAUGAGAAUAUUUGGCAGACACCAGGGUAACUGAAUAAAACAGGACACAGCACGUGUGGCCUCAUUAGCGCCUAGUUAUUUGUGUUUAUUUUAGUAUUUUGCUUAGAACUCAAUUUUACUCGGGAAGUGUGCUCAGACAGAAAUAAAACAAGAAACAAAC